Molecule: messenger RNA, 435 nt
Organism: Rotaria socialis
Lineage: Eukaryota; Metazoa; Rotifera; Eurotatoria; Philodinida; Philodinidae
Source: the annotation of a GenBank genome assembly
AUGUCAAUAAAGCGAUUCUGUACAGUUCGUACAUGUUCAUUAAAGAUUUCGAUACUGACUUUUGUGAUUGUAUUAUAUUGUGGUAACCACUUCAAACAGCAUGACUCUGUAUUAUUAAAAUUGAAUUGUUCAGAUUCGACUAAAAUUGAAUAUGAAAGUGAAAAAUCUUUAUUUAAAUCCCGAUUGAAUCAACGAUUAUUUCGUAUUGGUCAACGAUUUUCUCAUAUUAAUAUUGAUAAGCUUCUUCGCAUACAAUCAUCUUCCACUCAAUCGUUUACUUACUAUUGUUCGAAACAUUGUGGAGGAUGGGGUGACCGUCUACGUGGAAUAACUUCAGCAUAUAUUCUUGCUGUGUUCUUGCAACGUCGUUUUAUUCUUGACAUGCAAUAUCCCUGUGAUUCAUCAAAUUUUCUCCUACCAAAUUUAAUCGAUUGA